Messenger RNA from Ochotona curzoniae (black-lipped pika), 1478 nucleotides. It is a transcript of the gene DCPS, whose product is annotated as decapping enzyme, scavenger. Gene Ontology annotation, cellular component: nucleus; P-body. Gene Ontology annotation, biological process: deadenylation-dependent decapping of nuclear-transcribed mRNA. Bases 6 to 1040 code for a protein of 344 amino acids. NCBI's taxonomy places the organism in Eukaryota, Metazoa, Chordata, Mammalia, Lagomorpha, Ochotonidae. The record is from RefSeq and is a predicted model, not a curated record. Gene Ontology annotation, molecular function: RNA 7-methylguanosine cap binding; hydrolase activity. The transcript has 6 exons.
GCAGCAUGGCGGACGCAAAGCCCCAAGCCAUCAAGAGGAAGCGUGACUGGGACGCGGAGGAGGCGCAAGCCCCCAGUCCCGAGCAGAAGGAAGGCGGCGUUGGAAACGGCACUUCUGCUCCCGCCAGCUUACCGUUCUCCGGCUUUAGAGUUCAGAAAGUGCUGCGGGAGUCUGCGCGGGACAAAAUCAUUGUCUUACAUGGGAAGGUACCAUUGGGCAGACUCUGGGUGAAUGAGGCUUCUGGUCCAGGCGAUGGAGAAGAUGCUGUUGUCAUCAUGGAGAAGACGCCAUUUCAAGUGGACCAGGUGGCCCAGCUGCUGACGGGCAGCCCUGAGCUCCAGCUGCAGUUCUCCAAUGACAUUUACAGCACCUACCACCUGUUCCCUCCAAGGCAGCUGAGUGAAAUAAAGACGACCGUGGUCUACCCUGCCACAGAGAAACACCUGCAGAAGUACCUGCACCAGGACCUCCACCUGGUCCGGGAGACAGGCGAUGACUAUAAGAAUGUUACCUUGCCCUACCUGAAGUCCCAGAGUCUCAGCAUCCAGUGGGUGUAUAACAUUCUCGACAAGAAAGCUGAAGCUGACCGGAUUGUUUUCGAGAACCCAGAUCCCUCAGAUGGUUUUGUCCUCAUCCCCGACCUCAAGUGGAACCAACAGCAGCUUGAUGACCUGUACUUGAUUGCCAUCUGCCAUCGCCGGGACAUCAAAUCACUCCGGGACCUGACCCCAGAGCACCUGCCGCUGCUCAGGAACAUCCUCCGUGAGGGCCAGGCAGCCAUCCUGCAGCGCUACCAGGUGAAGGGGGACCGGCUCCGUGUGUACCUGCACUACCUGCCCUCCUAUUACCAUCUGCACGUGCACUUCACCGCCCUGGGCUUCGAAGCCCCUGGGUCUGGGGUAGAACGAGCGCACCUGCUGGCCGAGGUGAUCGAGAACCUGGAGUGCAACCCCUCACACUACCAGCAGCGCACACUCACCUUCGCCCUCAGGGCUGACGACCCCCUGCUCAAGCUCCUGCAGGAGGCUCAGCAGCGCUGAGUGCACGUCAGGAGAGGCACAGAUGUGCAAGAGGCUGGGCCCGGGGGAGUGUGCAUUUUUAUCUCCAUUUUUUUAAAAUGUGUUUUGUACUAGCUUGUUCUGUGUGUGUGUGAAUAAAGACCCAUACUCAUUCAGUGAGGAGAGGGCUAGCUGCAGCUGGGAUGACAGGUGGUGAGGGGAAGGCCCUGAGGAGGCAGGAGCCUCCGCAGGGGCUCCAGGCUGCCCUGAGCAGGUGCAUACCACCAGCUGCUGUCUUUAUUUUGAGCUCGUCUCUUCCUGUUCCCACCCCUUCUCAUUCCACUGCCACGUGCCUCCCUCCAUCCCCAACAAGGCUCUUUUGAGGAGUUCUCCCAAGCAACAAGACUCAAAACCUUUCCAGAAAUAGCCUGUGGGGUCCUGACAUUGCUUCUCCCUCCCCUGCCCAGUGCUGAGGUCAUA